Exaiptasia diaphana is the source of this 3199-nucleotide messenger RNA. RefSeq names its product bifunctional heparan sulfate N-deacetylase/N-sulfotransferase 4. The record is from RefSeq and is a predicted model, not a curated record. The coding region runs from base 94 to 2766 and encodes 890 amino acids. Gene Ontology annotation, cellular component: Golgi apparatus. The transcript has 10 exons. Lineage: Eukaryota; Metazoa; Cnidaria; Anthozoa; Actiniaria; Aiptasiidae. Gene Ontology annotation, molecular function: deacetylase activity; heparan sulfate N-sulfotransferase activity.
UCAAAUGGAGAAGAAUGAUAUACAGAAGGAUUUCUUCACAAGUACCUCGGGUUUUCGAGGACGAAGGAUGAGGUUUUAUGGAGGCUCAGAAUUAUGAGGAUUUGGAGAUUCCACUUGGGAUCUUUUAUACGACGACUUUUUCUCGCUACAGUUGUUUUCAGCGUGAUAACAUGUUGGRUAAUUUGGUCGCGAGUUGGCGGACCUUCAGAACCCAUACGAACAAUACCUUCUACAAUAACAUUGAGUUUUUCUACUCGAAAGUGCAACUUCCCACCGAGAACUCAUUUCUCAAGAACCCCAGACAGUCGCAGUGCUAUGAAAGCGUUUCUUCAGGACAGUUUAAGUCGUGCAACAAAACAGAAAGUUUUAAUUGUAUACAAGCAUACUUCGAUUGUAUUUCGUUGGGACAUUACAACGAUUCUUGAAGCAAAUCGAAUUCCUUAUAGUGUAGUGUGGAUUACUCCUAGAACAAUUUUUCCUGCUUUGACAGAUAAUAAUGGGCCUAGAUAUAGYGUUAUUGUGUUUGAAAGCUUGAAAUUUUAUGCAGAUCUUUCAGUACGGAACAGAAGACUUGUGGAUUCCUAUACUCGCGAGUAUUCUGUCGGACUUGUACUUUUUACUGGGCAAGAGAAUUUACUUGCGCAUAAUAUACGAGAUCUUAGUAUCUCCUUUCGUACCGGACUGAAAAGGUUAAAAAAUGCUGAAUUGAAUCCAACAUCUCCGCUGUUUACUAUCACAAGAUCUGGUGGAAUUGUAGAAGGAGAGCUCCCCCUUGAUAGAUGGGUCGUCUUCUCGUCGAAUCACAGCACUCACGAGUACGUUGAAAUUGCAACAGAAGAAUUUACUUCUACGAACUUCCAAGACUUAGAUAAAGACGACGAACCGGUGGAAACACRUAUUUCCCGGACAGUUACCACCGUUAUGCUGGACAAAGGAGAUCUUGAUGGAAUUAAGAGAGUUUAUUUUGGAAAUGGAGUACGUUUUUGGCUACACCGAAUGUUAUUUAUUGAUUCAUUGAAUUUUCUUUCGAAUGGAGCCUUUGCRAAGCCGUUGGACCGAUGGUUUUUAGUCGAUGUAGACGAUAUAUUUGUAGGAAAAGCGGGSACGAGAAUGACUAAACAUGAUGUACAGGCGCUUMUUUCAGUUCAAAACAGAAUAAGWUCCAAAGUUCCAGGAUUUCAAUUCAAUCUUGGUUACUCUGGUUACCACUUUGAGMGAGCUCGAGGCAACRAUGCAGAAGAUGAAGGUGACAAAGAAAUCAUUAAAAAUGCAGACAAGUUUUGGUGGUUCAGUCACAUGUGGACUCAUCGAAAACCACACCAGAUAACCAAUGCWGAGGACCUAAAGAAAGAGUUARARAAUAACCUGGAAUUUGCACAGAAACACAAUAUCCCAGUCAACACCAGUUAUGCUGUUGCUCCGCAUCACUCAGGGGUAUAUCCCAUUCACGAGAUGUUAUAUGAUGGCUGGAAAAAAUACUAUAACCUAACAGUUACUUCGACAGAAGAAUACCCACAUUUACAUCCUCAUGGUUUAAGAAGAGGGUUUAUAUACAAAGGGGUUAAGGUUCUUCCAAGACAAACCUGUGGUUUAUAUACAAAAAAUCUGCGUUUAAAAGAUUAUCCAAAAGGACCAAGACAUCUUGAAGAUAGUAUUUUUGGUGGGGAUCUUUUUCAAAUCUUUUUAGACAACCCUAUCAACAUCUUCAUGACCCAUCUCUCAAAUUAUGGUAAUGACAGACUUGCUUUGCACACAUUCUCWAAYGUGGUCAACUAUCUGCAAUGCUGGACAAACCUAAAGCUCAGAACAGAACAUCCUAUAGUGCUGGCUGACAUGUAUUUCAAGCUGUAUCCUAAAGAACAGGAGCCCUUAUGGACAAAUCCCUGCUCAGAUAAGCGCCAUUUGACAAUAUGGGCAAAAGGGAAGACCUGUAACCGUCUUCCUUCCAUGCURAUAAUUGGGCCCCAGAAGACUGGUACUACUGCUCUAUACUCAUACUUGACAAUGCAUCCCGAGUUUAUAAGUAACAAAAGAAGUCACACGACRUUUGAAGAAGUGCAGUUUUUCAAUGGCCACAACUACUUGCGUGGGCUAGAUUGGUAUCUUGGCUUUUUCAGUGAUACUGGGAAUUCCACCAGUAGCUUGCUGUUUGAGAAAAGUGCAAAUUACUUUGAUACACCUAAAGCUGCUCUUCGAGCAUCCACUCUCCUGCCGAAGGCCAAGAUCAUCGUUAUCCUCAUAGAUCCAGUUAAACGAGCAUAUUCAUGGUACCAGCAUGUUAAGAGCCACAGAGUAACUGCCGCUGUUGAAAACAGUUUCUAUGAUGUCCUUACCAAGAGUAAUUCAUCAAACAGCAGAGAGUUUUAUGUCCUUGGACAGCGUUGUCUUGUACCUGGACUAUAUGCCCAGCACCUUGAACGAUGGCUGACGUAUUUCCCGCCCUCCCAGAUAUACAUUGUGGAUGGUGAUAGAUUGAAGACUAAUCCUGCUGAYGUUAUGAUUGAAGUGCAGCAGUUCCUUGGUGUUACUGUGUUUGAUUAUAGCUCCAAAUUAAUUUAUGAUMACCGCAAGGGAUUCUACUGCUUAAUAACGGCCAAUGGAAGAAAGAAAUGCCUUGGAAAAGGCAAAGGRCGACACUAUCCUAAAAUAGACCAAAAAUCAAAAGAUUUCUUAGAAAACUACUACAGCAAACCCAACAUACAAUUAGCUUCAUUACUACAUCAUAUAAACAAACCAAUUCCAAACUGGCUCAAGACAAAAACAUAAUAWUAUAAAUAUUACCAAUAAUUUCUACAGAAAAACAUAGAUUUUCCAAUUUUCAAUUAUUGUCCCAUCUCUGCCAGGACRAACUACAUGAAACCGUGCAUUUAUUUUUCUCUAAAGAAUGCAUUUUAAUAGGUUUUCUGUCAAAAACUACUCCAUUUUUUGCAAUUAAAAGGAAAAAGAUUUUCAACUUAUUUUGUGUAAGAUAAUGUACAUACAGGGAUCAAAGAGGAAUUUUACAAAAAAAUUUAGUGAAUUUGUAAUACACAAACGAAAUUUGUGUAGAUAUUACUAAUAAAUAAUAAUAUAUUACUGAUAUUGRCAUCAUGUGUUAGGCAUAUUUACAAAUUAAUGAACAUUUUUACUCAAGAGUAAGGUUAUUUUUUUGAAAAAUCUUCAUGGAAAUGUUCCUACUAAUAAAACAUAAUUUAAAUGA